Molecule: messenger RNA, 1866 nt
Organism: Cygnus atratus (black swan)
Lineage: Eukaryota; Metazoa; Chordata; Aves; Anseriformes; Anatidae
Gene: ACYP2
Product: acylphosphatase 2
Exons: 3
Coding region: 1044-1397 (117 amino acids)
Molecular function (GO): acylphosphatase activity
Source: RefSeq, a predicted model, not a curated record
UUUCUGGCCCAUGCAUUGUUGGCCUAUAUCCUUAGACGGCUGGUGUUUUUCCUUCCUUCCUUUAAUGCUCUGAAGUAACCUGCCUCUUGGCUUUGAUUUGUUGGUGGACUGUGGUGGGGUCAUCCUAGUAAAGGCGUUAAAAUUUCUCUCCCUUGCACUCUGCCUAGUUCUGCCUCUGCUAAUUCCCCCUUCUUGCAGGUAUGUAUAUGCAAAAGGUGUGGAUGUACAACUAAGUGCACACCUUUGAUCCUGACCUAGUGUGUGGACUGCUGCCCGCAGUAUUUCUGGCAUUUUAUCAAGCAAUAAGCACAAGAGUUUAAAAAUCUCUUGCUGCCAUUUCCCUGAGGGGAGUGCAGCAGUUUCCAUGGCAGCAGAGGCCCCCUUUAGUACAGCUCCACAAGCAGCCGCAUUUCAGGUCAGGCAGCUUCAGGUUUUACUCCAAGCUACAGCCUACAUUCAAGAGUUACGAAAAAAUAAAAUAAAUACAAGGAGCAGAGGAGGAAGAUUGGUAGGAGAAAUUUGACUAAGUUUUGAUUGAAUCCUCUUGACUUUAUCCUGCACCAAAAUGUUUGCAAGUCUUCCCUGGAUUCUCUUGGGGACCCUUUGCACAUUCUCUGGCUUCAGAAUGUUUUCUCUAUUUUGUCUACCUUGACUGCUUUUGCUAAACUUAAUGCUAAAUGUAGUGUUUUUUUCUUAGGCCAUACAAUUCAAAUAAUGUCAGACAGCAAUGUUUUCAAAUACUUGUUGUUAAGGUUUUUGUUACCUUCCUGUUACUUUCUUUCACAUGAACACUUAACUCUAUAAAUUGUUUCCACAUUCCUCUUUUACUGUUAGGGCCUUGCAACAGGAACAGAGGUGGAGGGGUAGUGGAAUGGCUCUGCAGUAACCUAUGAGCUGUAACAUGCCUCUACUAUACAGGCUGCAAGAAGCUUUAGCUUUACGCGCAUUUCAGGUGUAUAAAACAAAAAGGCUUUAAGUACAAUCUUCCUAGUCCUUAAGAUUACAGAGAAAGCCAUGGUUUCCAAGCCUAAAGUUCUUUGCAGAUGGUGAAAAGCCAGACAACAAUGAAAAAAUUGCAUAUUUCUGUUCUGCAGACACUUAAAUAUCGGGAUUUAGGAAACCGUGACAGUACUGUUUCAGAAUACAACAACAUUUUGGAGAGAAAUACCCGUGGGAUCAGUGCCCUGGGCGAGGGGACGCCUGAUGGAUGGAGUGUGUCUGAGCAGGCAGCGCCCCGCUGCCCAGCCACUGGCCUCACACCGUGCCCAGGGCUGGGUGAAAGGAAAUCCUGGCUGACUAAAGUUGGAAGCCCAAGUUCUCGUAUAGACAGAACAAAUUUUUCUAAUGAAAAGGAGAUUUCCAAGCUUGACUUCUCAGGAUUUAGCACUAGAUACUAAUAGAAGAAAACAUCACUAAGCACUAAACUGAUGUUUCUGCUGCAUAUUUUCUGUGCAUCCAUAAAAUGUCAUGAGCACUUGGAUGCUUUCUGUACUUGAAAUAGAUGAUUGCUGUUCCCAUGAAGUAAGAAUUCUUAGUUGCUCUAUUAGGUGUUUCACAACAUGAUUGUCAGUGCUUAAUAUCUAAAGUGUCAAUAUCUAAUUUAUUGCAUCUUGAAAUCUAUAAAAGUCGCUAAAAGUAUCAUUGAUUAUUUCUGUACAGAGAUACUUCUUAUUCCAACCAUAUGAAACCUAAUCUUUACACUGUAAAGGAUAUAUAAAUAAUCUCUAUGUUCUACAGUUCAUAACCUCUCCAGAAAUGCAUAGCUUACAGAACUGGAACUCUUAGAGAGGUAUUCUAACAUCUCUGUAUUACAGAUCAUAUUACUUGUGAUAAUUUAAAAUAAAUGUGCAUUGCUUCAGACAAAAA